AUGGCCCACUUGCUUACAAGCAAUUGUUGGGUGUGCGUUAUUGAUUAUGGGGUAAUACAUACCUUUGGGAAGAUUUGGGAAGAAAGGGGAUUGAUAAAUUCCCAAGGAAAGGACUUAAUACAUCAAGAAUUAAUAAAGCAACUCUUAGUGGCCCUACGAAAACCAAAGAAGAUAGCGGUGGUACACCUUAGAGGACACCAACAGGGGACCGAUUACAAGACUAGAGGAAAUAAUGCAGCAGACCUAGAAGCUAAGCAAGCUGCCCUCAGGGAAUUGGUCCUGAGGCAGGAGAGGCAGGAAGAAUUGACACAUGAUGAGGCCCCUUCGUUUACACCGAAGGAAGAACAAAAACUGAAUCAAAUGGGAAUAACUAAAAACACAGAAGGGAGGUGGUAUCUAGCUGACGGGAGAGAGGUACUGCCUAAGUCAAUAGCAUCUCAGGUGCUGACCCAGUUGCACGAACGGACCCACUGGGGAAGCCAAGCUUUAAUAGAUCAUUUUGCCACUAAGCCAUUUUCUAGAGUCCAAAUUGACUUUACCGAAUUUCCUAAAGUAGGAAGAUAUAAAUAUGUAUUAGUCAUAAUAGACCACCUCACACAUUAUGUAGAGGCAUUCCCCACAACUAAAGCAACAGCUCAGGUAGUAACAAAAAUAUUACUCGAACAAAUCAUCCCUAGGUAUGGGGUAACAGAAGUAAUAGAUUCAGAUCAAGGACCACACUUUACAUCAAGAAUCACUAGAAAUAUAGCUGAAGCCUUGGGAAUAAAAUGGGAAGAACAUACUCCCUGGCACCCACAGAGUUCAGGGCGAGUAGAGAGAAUGAAUGGGGAACUAAAAAAGCAAUUGGCCAAAUUAACACUAGAAACUAAGCUCUCAUGGAUAAAAUGCAUUCCCCUUGCCCUCUUAAACCUUAGGGCCCAGCCCCGGGCUGACAUAGGAAUAUCUCCCUUCGAAAUGUUAUACGGAAUGCCAUAUGAUGCAGGAACCCCUAAAGAUCACCCGGGGGUGUUAGAUAAGAACAUUCAAGCUUAUAUCACGGAAUUAAUGAAGUAUAAACAGGAAUUGUGGAAAAAGGGACAAUUGACUCAAAGACCCCCUCUGGACAUUACCCUCCAUCGAAUAAAGCCUGGAGAUUGGGUUCUGAUAAAGACCUGGAGAGAAACCACACUGCAGCCUCGCUGGGAAGGUCCCUAUCUGGUAUUAUUGACUACCAAUACUGCCAUCAGAACUGCUGAAAAAGGAUGGACACAUGCUAGUCGUGUUAAGGGUCCAGUACAAAAUCACGAAUGGAGAGUCACUAGUCCAGCGGGUGAUUUGAAAGUAAAACUGUCACGAAACCCUCCGUCAAGGAAAAUGAGAACAUGAAUUAACAAUGAUUGUAUAAACGUAUCAGUAUAGAAUUUAAUGUAGAAGGGAAUAUUUUGACUAUUGUGAAUGCAACUGUUGGGAUAUGUUUUAGAAAGGUAGUGGACCCACUGCGAAAACAGGGAUACACAAAUUGGUUAUUAGCCUUCAGAGUGGCCGUGGAAAUUUUAAUAGAAGGGGGUAAACCUGGGGGUGAAUUUGGAUCCUUACCAGCAUCACUUAAGUGUAUAACCAGUGGGAAAAAGAAUAGGGUGCAGUACCCCAAAGACCCACUUAAAAGGGAAGCAAAACCAGCCCCUCCUGAAGAAUACUCUUGCUGCCGAGAAGAUUAUACACCCCAUGGCUCGAGGCAACCGAGUCGAUGGGCGAGGCAGAGGAGAUAAAACAUGUGGAGGGGUCUGCUCCAUUAUGAAUGAAUCCAAAGAUUUAGGAUCCAGAAGAUACCCCAAGACUGGAAAUAACUCCCCCGAACAAUUAAAGACUCACUACUGCAGUGGGAAAACUGCCUAUCUAAAACUAGCUCAAUUGAUAAUAAUAUUAAGUCUCAUUAAUGAGGGUUGGGGUACAGAGGUACAGACACAUGAGCCAUUUAAGUGGUCCCAUCAGAAGUAGUGUUACAAAAUAGAAGGGGGUUGGAUCUUCUCCUAUUGCAGCAAGGGGGACUAUGUGUGGCUCUUAAAGAACAAUGUUGCACCUACGUUGAUCAAACGGGGGUAGCAAUAGAUACAAUGGCUGAACUAAGAAAACAGUUAGAACAAAGAAAAAGAGCCCAGGAGUC
This is a messenger RNA of Coturnix japonica (Japanese quail), 2143 nucleotides long. Lineage: Eukaryota; Metazoa; Chordata; Aves; Galliformes; Phasianidae. The record is from RefSeq and is a predicted model, not a curated record.